Messenger RNA from Daphnia carinata, 525 nucleotides. Its product is annotated as skin secretory protein xP2-like. The coding region runs from base 1 to 525 and encodes 174 amino acids. The transcript is spliced from 4 exons. The record is from RefSeq and is a predicted model, not a curated record. NCBI's taxonomy places the organism in Eukaryota, Metazoa, Arthropoda, Branchiopoda, Diplostraca, Daphniidae.
AUGAAAAACAUACGCAGCGUGUCACCUACAAAAAGUCAAACGGAGCAAGCAGAGACUUGUACUCUCGCCUUUCCCGGAGCCAACCUGGUGACUGUCCAGCACCCGAUUAAAGUCACCGUGCAGGAGGUCGCUGUUGAAGUACCCGUUGCCGCUCCCUACGCUCCCGUUAAAGUUGAGUACGACUUCCCUGCUCUCAUCACUGCUCCUGCACCUGCACCAGUUGCUCAUCUUGCCCCUGCUCCCGUCAAGAUCGAAGACGACUUCCCUGCUCGAAUUUCUGCUCCUGCUCCCGCUCCAGUUGUUUACGCUGCACCUGCCCCAGUCAAGGUGGAGCAUAACUUCCCUGGUCGCAUUUCGGCACCUGCCCAUGCACCAGUUGUUGUUGCAGCUCGUACUCCCGUUCAGGUUAAGAUCUCCGUCGAGUUCGACUUCCCUGCUCCCAUCUCCGCACCAGCUCCCACUCCCAUCGUAGCUGUUGCAUCAGAUAUUGUUGCUGCGAACAGUUCAACUAACGGCAAAAUCUAA